Molecule: messenger RNA, 2149 nt
Organism: Hyalella azteca
Lineage: Eukaryota; Metazoa; Arthropoda; Malacostraca; Amphipoda; Hyalellidae
Exons: 5
Coding region: 98-637 (179 amino acids)
Source: RefSeq, a predicted model, not a curated record
UAUGUUAUUUAUCUUAUUUUAUUUUCAUUAUAAUUUUCAGAGCAAAUGAUGCUUUCCAUCAAUAAUUCAGGUUGAUGAAAAUUCUGAACCUUCUCAGAUGGCAUCCUCUGCUGGCUACAUCAACUCUCAAACUUGGGAGGCUUGGUAUGAGUCAUGGCUGGUGGUCUAUGGCAACGCCUCAAUGGUACUCAUGGUGGCUUUCCUCAUAUCACUUGCUGCAGCAGCUGCAGUUUAUUACCUGCCUGUGCUGCAGCCAUGCCAUGAUGACUUGAUUGAUCACAACCUACUGGAUAAGAAGUAUAGUGUAGGUGGACUUGCCAAAAAAGAGAUGAUGGAUUGCAGUGACUGCAAUGAUGGUAGUAAUAAUGAUGAGUCCACUGGAAUAUCAGCAGAUAGAAUUGGUGAAGCUGACUCUCUCAAAGCUGAAGAUGAUGGUUUCAUUUUUGCUGGUGAAAACGUGCGACGGCGAACCUGUAACCCACAACCUGAACUCUCUUCCUACGACCAGCACAUGGAAAAAGAAGUGAAGAACGAGCAGCUUGCCACCAUACAUCGACUCAUGCAGGCGCAGAGAGAAAAGUUCGGUGAUACUUCCAUGGACGACUUGGUCAACCAAAUGAAGCUUUAUGCGAGCUAACGACGUGCCUCUUGCCAGUGGUCAAUAAAUGGUUGGUCCAUUAGUACCUGUUGGGUUAUAAAAGGCAAUUCCUAUAGAGAAAAUUAUGUCCAAGAAGCGAGUACUCGUUUGGUAGAAUCAAUAUUAGUAUAGUCGUGAUAGCAUGGCUCCUGAGUAUCUAUCAUUGAAGGGUUUUUAACCACAAAUUUUUUUAUGGAAUGAAUCAGUACAAAUACUAAAGGAACUCUCAGAGUUCCGUCUCGCCUUUCCGUUCCGAACAUUUGGUAUGGAACUAAAAGUAAUCGCUGUCAUAGUAUAAAUUUAUUUUAUAUGGAAAGAAACGAACUGUCAUUUUUGUAUGGCGAUUUCUCAUAAAUCCGCGAGUUGUAUGACGAUAAAUUUCAUGCUACGCAAGAAUAACCUUCUGUACCUUGAGAAUCUCAUGAGACUAUAUCAUGAAAAUGUUUUGAAUCUAUAGGCAAAUCUCCAUUAAAGUUAGGGCUGGGGGCUCCCUGACGGCUGGGAUCCGUAAAUGGAAUUCACGAUUAUAUAAACGUUAUAAAGUCAUCCUUACUUAUAUUUCACGUGAAUAAAUCUUGUAUACCGUUGUUAGAAAAAAUAUGCGGGCUUGAUACAUGUGGACUAGACUUAGAAUUUCAAGUCGGAUAUCAAAAUCCAUUUAUUCCCAAUACCCUGACAUUUUAUCUCUUGAUUAGUUUCAUCUCUGAAUUACGGUAAAUUUUCAAGAAGUUUCUCGAAAGGAGUCCAAGAUUUGCGUUUAUUUUGUCAGACUGUUCCAGAUUGAGUAUAAUUUGCACCUCUGCAUUUUGAGGGACUGAUUCGUCUCUCAUGCACGUGCUGCUACUAGGCGCUUCAUGGGGAGCUCGUCACUUCUGUGGAGUUGUGGCAUACUUAACACCGAAUCGUGGACCAAAUACAAGUGUACGUUAUAUUACUGUACCUACGGGAUUAUUUUUUAAUUGUGUUAUAUUGUUGUUUCAGCAGAAUAUUUACUUAUUUAAAUGUCUGUCGUGAUGUUAGGAUUAUUCUGAUAUUGUUUCAUUAUUCAUUUCAUACUAAGGUACGUGUAAUCGAUGAUUUAAUAGUGUUAAUGAAGUUAAAACUUAUUUUAUCACUAUGAUAGAUUUGCCACCGGUAAGUUGUACUGAAAGUUUAGCUCGAGAUUGAUCUUGCUAUUCGAAUGAGUGACACCAGAUACUCUUACUCCUUGUUAUAUUUACCGUAGGUUGUUUCUUUAUCGCGAGUUCAUCACAUAAUCAAAUUGAAGCACCAAUCAAUCAGCUUAAGUGUCUGAACGCACAGAUUUCACUUAUUCAUCAAAUUCAUCACCCAUUUUGCGCUUAUUUCGAGAUAUACCUGCCUUUCUUGGUGCAAUAACUACGCGCUUUUGUGAAAUACAUAUGAAAAUUAUUUUUAUUGAAAUAUCUUUCAAAUGUAUGGAGAUUUCCUGUAUCAGGCGAUAACUGUCUAAAGAUAGUUUAUUUUAGCGUGAUACGUUACACCAUUAUUCUC